Messenger RNA from Salarias fasciatus (jewelled blenny), 1377 nucleotides. RefSeq names its product zinc finger protein OZF-like. Gene Ontology annotation, molecular function: RNA polymerase II cis-regulatory region sequence-specific DNA binding; DNA-binding transcription factor activity, RNA polymerase II-specific. The transcript has a single exon. The record is from RefSeq and is a predicted model, not a curated record. NCBI's taxonomy places the organism in Eukaryota, Metazoa, Chordata, Actinopteri, Blenniiformes, Blenniidae. Gene Ontology annotation, biological process: regulation of transcription by RNA polymerase II. The coding region runs from base 1 to 1377 and encodes 458 amino acids. Gene Ontology annotation, cellular component: chromatin; PcG protein complex; transcription regulator complex.
AUGUUUGUAACAAAGAAGAACUUCGCUCAGCCCAGCAGUGAUGAAGGCGAGAGAUGGAGGUGGAGUCUGGAGCCAGAAGAACCAGAAGCUCCACAGACCGCAGAGGACCCAGAGGAGAGUCCACAGACCGCAGAGCGCUGGGACAAAGCUGAGUCUUCACAAGUUAAACAGGAAGAGCAGGAAGCAGAACCUGUUCUGAUUAAAGAGGAACAUGAAGCGGUAGACUCUUCUCCAUUCAAAGAGGAAGAGGAGGAAACCCAGAUUGUUCAAAUCAAAGAAGAACACAAUGAAGAUCGUUCACCCGUGAAAGAGGAACCGGAGGAGCUCACGGCUCCAGAAAUGAAGGGGGAGGAGCAGCAGUCUGGCGCCGGGGCUCCGACUCCCAACGGCUCAGGCGGUCAGAGCGAGGACGGACUAUCGCCAGGGUCCAGGUCUGAGGCAGGACUGGACCUGGACAGGAAACGCCACUGCCCAAACGUCAAGGAACCCGGUGAAGCCGGAAGUCCCCGUCAGGCAGCCACAGAUAGACAUCCGGUAACGUGUGACGUCUGCGGAAAGUCCUUCAGGCACGAGUACAAAAUGAAGAAGCACCGGCGGGUCCACACAGGCGAGAAGCCGUUUUCCUGCCAGACGUGCGGAAAAGGCUUCGGCGACAGCGGCACUCUGGCCAGCCACAGCCGGACCCACACGGGCGAGCGGCCGUACUGCUGCCGCACCUGUGGCCAGAGCUUCAGCGGCAGCGGCACGCUGACCAACCACAUGAAAAUCCACUCGGGCGAGAAGCCGUACUCCUGCCAGACCUGCGGGAAGAGCUUCGGCCGCAGCGGCACCUUGACCAACCACAUGAAGGUCCACACGGGCGAGAAGCCGUACUCCUGCCGGGCGUGCGGGAAGAUCUUCGGCGGCAGCGGCACUCUGACCAACCACAUGCGGAUCCACACCGGCGAGAGGCCCUUCUCCUGUGAGACCUGCGGGAAAAGCUUCAGCCGCAACGGCGUUCUGAUCAACCACAUGCGAGUGCACACGGGGGAGAAGCCGUUCUGCUGCCAGACCUGCGGGAAGAUCUUCAGCCAGAGCGGCAGGCUGACCAACCACAUGCGGACCCACAGCGGCGAGCGGCCGCACCGCUGCCCCACCUGCGGCAAGGGCUUCAGCCAGAGCGGCGACUUGACCAAGCACGUGCGGACCCACACCGGCGAGAGGCCGUACGCCUGCCAGGUAUGCGGCAAGGGCUUCAGUCAGAGCGGGAAUCUAACCGACCACCUCAGAGUCCACACGGGCGAGAGGCCGUACGCCUGCCAGGUCUGUGGGAAGAGCUUCAGUCACGGGAGCCAUCUGACCGUCCACCGGAGGACUCACCGCGGCGAGGAGCUGUAG